Messenger RNA from Astrephomene gubernaculifera, 1626 nucleotides. Lineage: Eukaryota; Viridiplantae; Chlorophyta; Chlorophyceae; Chlamydomonadales; Astrephomenaceae. The record is from the annotation of a GenBank genome assembly.
UUCCAUCCCGCCUAUAGCGGCGAGGAUAAAGUCUGAGAAAGCCAAGCUUAGUAAUCAAAUUAUCGCCAACCGUGCUGCACAAGGCACUGAGCGGCUGCUUUCCCUUCCACGGCGAGGUACGCCAGCUGUCGAGGUCUUGUCGGAGCUUCGCAAGCGUGCGGCUAGGGACGUGCAGCUGCUGCGCGAUGGCGAGUCCCCUCUGAGCGGUGCCGUCUACAUGCCGGCUCGGGGCCUACACCGCGCGUUGUUGGACGACGUGCACCGCCUCUUCAGCCUCACCAACCCGCUUCACCCGGACGCCUUCCCCAGCGUGCGCCAGAUGGAGGCGGAGGUGGUGGCGGUGACCGCGGGGCUGCUGGGAGGCGGGCUGGGAGGCGCCAACCCCAACGUGUGCGGCGCCAUGACGUCUGGCGGCACGGAGAGCAUCCUGUCUGCUGUGAAGGCCAGCCGGGACUACAUGGCGCAGCGGAAGGGCAUCCGCAAGCCCGAGAUGAUUAUCGGCGUUUCCGCGCAUGCAGCCUACUGGAAGGCGGCAGAGUACUUCAAGAUCAAGCUGCACGUGGUGCCGGUGGGCCGCGACUUCCGGCUCUCCGCUGCCGCCGUGCGCCGCCGCAUGAACCGCAACACGGUGCUGGUGGUAGCCUCGGCGCCCGGCUUCCCGCAUGGAGUGGUGGACGACGUGCAGGGCAUCGCGCGGCUGGCUGCCUCCUCUGGCGUGUGCUGCCAUGUGGAUGCAUGCCUUGGCGGCUUCUGCCUGCCCUUUGUGCGGAAGCUGGGGCGCAGGGUGCCGCCCUUCGACUUCCGGGUCCGCGGCGUCACGUCCAUGUCGGUGGACACGCACAAGUUCGGCAUGGCGCACAAGGGCACCAGCGUGGUCCUCUACAGCUGCCGCGAGCUGCGCACCCACCAGUACACCCGCGUCACGGACUGGUCGGGUGGCCUGUACAUCUCGCCGGGCCUGGCGGGCAGCCGCCCCGGCGCACUCAUCGCCUCCGCAUGGGCCUCCCUGGUGCACCUGGGCGAGGAGGGGCUCAUGGCCGCCACGUCCGCCAUCCUGGCCGCACGAGACACGCUGGUUCAGGGCAUCGCCAACCAGAUCCCCGAGCUUGAGGUUCUGGGCGAGCCGGAGAUGGGCGUGGUGGCAUUCCGAAGCACCGUCCGGGAGGUUGACAUCUUCGUGCUCAACGACUGGCUAACCGCCAACGGUGGCUGGCACCUGAACGCGCUGCAGGCGCCGCCCGCGCUGCACUUUUGCUUCACCGCGAUGAACGCCGACAUGGCGGGGCCGCUGGUGGGAGCGUUGAAGCGCGGCGUGGCGGAGCUCAAGGCGAUGAAGCCGGCGGAGGCCAAGGCGGCGGCGACCCGUGGGUCAGCCCCGAUUUACGGCCUGGCGAACACCACGGUUGACCGUGACCUGGUGGGGGAGUUUCUGGUGGCCUUCCAGGACGUGAUGCUGAUGCCGUGAGGGGUGGGGUGGUGGUGGGUGGGAUACGGAGGGUUGGGUUACCGAGAGGCGAGGGAGAGGGACUGUACGGGGAUAAUCGGCCGGACUCUGGACGGCAGGAGAACUAAGUACCCGGAAGGGAAUUUACGAAUGGGGGGCAGUGGUGGAGGAAGAUGAGGAAA